Molecule: messenger RNA, 2427 nt
Organism: Brassica napus (rape)
Lineage: Eukaryota; Viridiplantae; Streptophyta; Magnoliopsida; Brassicales; Brassicaceae
Product: GDSL esterase/lipase At1g23500
Exons: 5
Coding region: 489-1526 (345 amino acids)
Biological process (GO): lipid metabolic process
Cellular component (GO): extracellular region
Molecular function (GO): lipase activity
Source: RefSeq, a predicted model, not a curated record
AUCCAAUGACUCAUGGACUACUUUGGGGAUUGCUGAUCGGAGUUAAUUUUUAAAUUAAUGUCAAUGAUUUACUUACUUAUACUACUCAUCUGAUAAAUAUUCGACUUUCCAUUUUUGACUAGGAGGAGGAUAUCUACAAAGACGAUAAUCAAGUAGUAUUUGAAUUUGAUAUAAGAACUUGGAUAGUUAAUGGUAAGAAAAAUAAGACUAGAUAAAACAUCCUUGAUCUAUUGCUUAAAUAAAUAUUUUCACAAAUAUUCAUUUCUCAUGUGUAUUUAAUAUCAUAGUAAAUACUAAAUAUCCUCACAAAUUUCAUCGUGUUAAUUUGAAUUGUUUCCCAUAAUUUACUAAAAUCAAAAUCAGCGAAAUUUGGAAACUACAAUCUUCUUUAACUCUACGUAUAUGUAUAAAUACCAGUCUUCUUUUGACGCCGAAUAUUCCUCCUUUUCAGUUUAUCCAAAUAUUCAUAAAAAAUAGAUACCGAAAAUAUGAAUUUCUCUUUACUUUCUACAAUGUUAUUAGCAUUAGCAUUGUCUUUUGUCUGCUUGUUUUCUGUUGGUCAUGCUCAAGAACUUUCAGGAAAUGCAAGAGUUUCUGCACUCUUCGCUUUUGGAGAUUCCAUGCUCGAUACCGGAAACAACAACAAUCUCAGGACUCUUACCAAAUGCAAUUUCUCUCCGUAUGGUAGAGACUUUGCUGGUGGAAAAGCCACUGGAAGAUUUGGAAAUGGACGAGUUUUCUCAGAUCUUAUUGCCGAAGGUUUGAGCUUAAGAACUCUCUUACCAGCUUACCGUGAUCCAAACCUUUCCAACAAUGAUCUCCCGACCGGUGUUUGUUUUGCAUCCGGUGGUUCAGGUCUCGAUGAACGCACUGCCAGUUCACAAGGAGUUAUAUGGGUGACAGAUCAGGUGAAAGAUUUCAAAGAGUAUGUCACUAAACUAAACGGCGUUGUAGGAGAACAAACAAACGCACUUAUAUCAAACGCCGUUUAUUUAAUCUCAGCUGGUAAUAACGAUCUUGCCAUCACCUUUGCGACUGGGCGGGCACAAUCCACUAUUUCAGAUUACACUGAUCUCAUGGUCACUUGGACUGAUAAUCUUUUAAAGAGUCUAUAUGAUACUGGAGCGAGAAAGUUUGCGGUUCUUGGAACACUACCAUUAGGUUGCUUGCCAGGAGCAAGAGACGCGGCUGGAAAUUUUUUGAAAGUAUGUGCAUAUCCUGCAAAUCAAUGGGCUGAUACGUUCAACAAAAAGUUAGCAGCUAAACUUAACAAUCUCGGGACAACACUUCCUGGUGCCAAGUUUGUCUACGUAGACAUGUAUAAUUCUCUUCUUGAUCUCAUCAACAAUCCUCAGGCUUCAGGGUUUAUUGAUGCGGCUGAUGGAUGUUAUAUGCCGACGAUUUCUCCUGUUCCUUGCCCGGAUGCAUCUCGUUACGUGUUUUGGGACAUUGGACAUCCUAGCGAGAAGUCAUACCAAACGAUUUCACCAAAGAUAAUUGAAGAACUCAAGGAGAAACUGGCAUGAUCGAUUUCUACAUUUAUAUUUAUUUUUAACUUUGUUAUAGUUAUUAUUCAUGUUCUGAAUUCCAUAUUCAUAGACUAAUAAAAAAGUCACAAGAUACAAAACCAGUGUUCGCUUCUCUUAACAGACAUUUGGGGAUCUUUUCUAUCGAGUAAUUAACCAAUGUCGUGUCUGGAGACAAAGCUUGUACUCUAAAAAGAUAAGCUUCAUUUUCAUCAAUCAAACAAGAGGAAUUAAAUCAAUAUGAAGUACAAAGUCGGUUAAAUAUAGACGUGAGAUAAUGGUUCUGUUUGAAGUGCACCUUGCGUUUACAUACGGCUAAGAAAAAGUGGGCAGCUCAAUCCUCGUGACUUCGUUCUUGACGUUCAAACGUGAGAUAUUAUUUCAGACUACACAAGGCAUUCCAUGAUGUUGUCUAUGGUCCGAUGAUGAUGCUCAAGAUCAGUAACAACAGAGAUUUUUGCUAAGUCAGAUGAAGUAAAUGUAGAAAAAUCUAAAGAGAGAAUGCAAACUUUGAAGAUUUGGGGGGGGGGGGGGGGGGGAGGGAAAUCGGGUGAAGGGAACGAGAAUUUAAGUCUGGAUUUGAAGUAAAUAUAAAUCUUUAUGAAACGGUUCUGAAUUUAGAAAAGAAGAAAGAGGUGGGAAGAAGAAUUAAAAACGGAGGAAGAAACUGUGAAACCACCAGAUUUAAUACUCGCUCUUUCUUCUGUAUCUCCUUUUUAUUUUUAUUCUUAACAGGGGCAUUUUCGGAUCAGAAAAUUCAAAAGGUAGACUUAAAGUAUUCCUCCAGGCUCCAGCAGAAAGUACCUAAAAAUGUUAUAGACCCAACAUAAAUUAACCCUUUAGUGUAAUGCUCUCUAAAACAUGAUGUGUUAGUUUUUUUCUAAAAAUUAAUUAUUUAAUA